AUGAAGGCAUACUGGUAUGAUAACCAACCGGGCGACCAGCGCGAGCCCCACGACUCCGGCCGUCCCGUCACCGAGUCCUACCUCGAGUCUAUCGGCGUCUUCUACCGCUAUUGCCCAACCAUCGACCUCGUCGACACCCUGGCCGCUGAACGUGGCUACAAGAACCGCGACGAAGUCUGCGUCUCGCCGCAGACCAUGGGCGACAUCUAUGAGGAGAAGGUGAAGUCGUUCUUUAGUGAGCAUCUGCAUGAGGACGAGGAGAUUCGGUACAUUCGCGAUGGGGAGGGGUACUUUGAUGUGCGUGGGCAGGAGGAUGAGUGGGUGCGUAUUCGAUUGAGUAAGGAUGAUUUGAUUAUUCUUCCGGCUGGGAUUUAUCAUCGGUUUACCACGGAUGAUAAAAAUUACGUCAAAGCUAUGCGUCUCUUCCAAGCGGAGCCAAAGUGGACGCCGUUGAACCGUGGCCCUGAGGUUGAUGUCAAUCCGCAUCGGAAGACAUACCUGGACACCGUCCCUAGCCCUUCUGUGACCGCAAACUAA
Molecule: messenger RNA, 537 nt
Organism: Aspergillus ruber CBS 135680
Lineage: Eukaryota; Fungi; Ascomycota; Eurotiomycetes; Eurotiales; Aspergillaceae
Product: acireductone dioxygenase (Ni2+-requiring)
Exons: 3
Coding region: 1-537 (178 amino acids)
Molecular function (GO): acireductone dioxygenase [iron(II)-requiring] activity
Source: RefSeq, a predicted model, not a curated record